CGUAGCUCUCGGAGCCCUUUUUGGACACGGCUACUAUCCCCAGCAGCUUAUCCUACACCCUGACGCUUUGAACUAGUUUAGCGGUUUUCAGCUACAGGGAAUCUGUCUGGGGAAGUAGAUUUUUUUGGCCGAUGAGCUGCGCGUGUGAUUCAUGCGCGAUAUGUUUGGAACUUGUGCCUUCGAGAAUCCCAACUUAAUCGUCUUUCGAAGACUUUCAGGGAAAAAUUUAAGCCUUUUAUGACCAAUGAUGGUUUAUACGUACACCUUGAUUAAUUUUUGAGGCUGACGUACCCUGAAGUUGACGUUAACCACAGUUGAAUCAAGGUUGAUAGGCAAGGAAGUCCUUCCUGAGCAGGUCCCCAUUAUGUAACCACCCGGCUUGUGCAGAGUUUCUCUUAGCACCCCCAGCAUGUCAUCAACAGAGCCCAGCCCGGACCCAGACCACGCCCAGGAUCAAGGCCAGGACCCCGGGCCUGAGAGUGGCAAUGAGCAGCUCUACCAAUUAUGGAUGCUCUACACCAGCAACUCGGACGUACAGUUCUUCCAGAAGUAUCUUGAGAGGUUCAUAGAGAACUACAACCGAGAAAUAGACUUGGAGUUCAGACAUCUGGAAGAAGGACAACCCCUAGAGGGGCCAGGGAUGUCCAAGCUGCCUGGCACUAUCUUACAAGUCAUAACCAAGCAACUGGCAGGGUGUGCCCAGCAUUGCACAGAGAGCGGCAGCGCACUGCAGGACAGCGUCCAAUUGGCACUGCAGAUGCUGCAGGCGUUGACUAUCAUCUGCAGGCACCAUGAUAACUUGGCCCUGGUUGCAUCAUGCGAGUAUCUGAAAUACAUUGUUCCCAUGACGACCAGCAUUAUAAACAAGAUGAGCUCUGUAGAUGAUGGGGAUCGGUCUUUGCUGGUAUCCUAUAUCAGCCAAGUGCUUCAUCUGUUUGAGUGCAUGUACGACCCGUACCACAUUUGGAGGAAGCAACAGAGAAACCUACAAGUGAAUCUAUCUCUCCUCAAGUAUAAACCGUCCAUCCUCAGCGUAGAACUAGUGCCUUUCUUUUAUGACUGUUUGCAAGAGAACACAUGGCGACUCUUGCAGUCCAUCGAUGUCCAUGUUAGAGUCAUUCACAUGUUUGGUGCUGUAUUAGCAGGGUCACAGGAAAAUGCCCAAGUAGCAAUAUCCCCAGCCACAGUAGAUGUUCUCUUUGCCUUGCUGGACACGCCGGUACCCAGCAGCGACUUCAGCGUGGCUCCAGCGGGUAACCUGCAGCUGGUGCAGGAACUGGCAUUAAGAUGCAUUGUUCUCAUGGUGCUCGCCACCCAUGGAUGCCCUCCAGAACAAAGGCAAGUGGAACUUUCAGAGAUCAUCCAGCAAGUGUUACAGAAACUCUCCAGUGAUAAUGUGCCCCAGCAACUCCAACUGGCAAUAUUCCGCAGCAUACCCCAGGUUCUUCACGGCCGACGGAAGUUGGCCCUCCAAGAGGCUUUUGUAUCUGUCGAUGUCUUUGGCAUUCUCAUCAGCAUCAUUGAGAAGGCCAUUCUGAGUGGUAGCAGGAGACAGCUGACGGGCUUCUUCUGUCUUCACAUCAUGGCGGUCGUCAUGGCUGACUGCCCGUUAGCCAAGACCUCCUUCAGAGAGACCAUUGGCUACCACAGGCUUGGCCAGCUGAUCAUAUCACUGGGCCAGCCCUCCCAGCAACUCAUCGGUGCUCUGCUAGACAUGAUGGUUGACACGACCUUCAAGGCCGAAGUCAAACACGUCCUGCACAACACGGGGGCGACCCACAUCCUGAUGCGCCUCCUGCCCCUCAUCAAGUCGGAGGAGCUGCAGAUCUCAUUGUCCCACAGCCUGGCCUCCUGCUGCAGCCAGAGCGACUACAACAGGAUGCAGUGCUGCAACGACGGCAUACUGUCCACCGUCCUGGAUGCGCUGGAAGCCAGGGAGAGCCUACAUAGGAAAACACAAGAGAGGUUAAUUGUGUUGACGGAGGCCCUGGGUUCCUACAGCAUCAGUUCCACACAGCUCAAGCGUCUGAUCGGUCUGAUGAGGGGUACCGAUGAUCAGUCCCUGUCUCCGCAGUGCCUGCGCCUGAUGCACGCCCUGUCCGUCAUGGCACGCAAGGAGGGCAAGAAGGGGGCUCAUCAUUACUUUGACCUGCAAGAAAAUCUGUCCGGCAUCAGCAUUCCAGUGAUCCGUAAGUGGCCUGGCCACGGCUUCACAUUCCACACCUGGCUUUGUCUCAACAACACACCAGUCACCACGGCGGCCAUAGAGCGAGGCGGCUUUUACCGUAGACAGUUGUACAGUUUCUUCACUGGGAACGGUGCAGGGUUUGAAGCCUUCUUCACCCAUGACGGAGUCCUUGUCGUUGCCGUCUGCACCAAGAAGGAAUACUACACCGUGUCGCUGACGGACUACCCGAUCAGCGAUAGCCAGUGGCACUGUGUGGACGUCACGCACAUGUCGUCAAGGCGACCAUUCAGCCAGAGUCAGCUCUGCAUCUAUGUGGAUGGCCAUCAGCGUCUUGUGUCACAGCUCAAGUUCCCCAUCAUUUCGGAGCCGUUCAUAUCUUGCCGAAUCGGUUACCCCAUCGCCUUGUCCAGUCUCCAGCAACAGUUGGCCGAGGACUCCUCUUCCUCCUCUGCCUCUGGCCACUCCGCCUCCUUCUCCUUCCACCCGUCCCGCCUCCAUCUCCCCUUUAAGCUGCUGUCGGGGUCGCGUGGCUCGGGCGCCAGCGGCGGGGGUGGUGGUGAGGCCGAGUCACCGGUGGGCAUGGUGCCGGUGGGCAUGCAGGACAUGGAGUGGGGGGAGCCCAGGUCGCUGCAGGGCCAGCUGGGCAGCGUCUGCGUCUUCCACGACGUGCUUCAGGCCCAGCAGAUCAAGAAACUCUAUGCAUUAGGUGCCAAUAACAUGACGUUGUUCCAGUCUGAUGACAGCGACAUCUCGGAUCUCAGCAGUAAGUUGUUGCUUUACUACCAUGGCAAGGCCUGCCGAGAUCCUGUUUGCCUAGACUUAGCCCCAGCCCACCUAUACAAUGGCCGCCUCAAAGGCCACAGCUGUGACACCUGGGAUGUGAAGGAUGUCCUCAAUUGCAUCGGUGGGGUCCAGGUUCUUUUUCCUCUUCUGGAGCUGGUGACCCAGGAGAAUGAGACUGGCAAGCCUGCAUUCCUGACACAUGCUAAUGAUGAUGCCGUUGAUAGCCGAGAGCCAGUCAAUAAACAGAUGAGCAGUGACGAUGAGUGGGAGGUCAUACCACACGACCAAAUAGAUUUGAGAAACGAGCAGAAUCACGUGGCAGGCUUCGUUGCCCUGCUCAAGAACAUGUGCGUUGGCCAUCCCAUCAACCAGGACAUGCUACACAAGUCACAAGGCAUAGCGACCAUUGGUGCCCUCCUACAAAAGGUAGAUUCAUUGCUGAUCGAUGUGAAUGUCUUGAUGGCCAUCAAGCAUCUAGUAGAAGCAGUCUGCUUUGGGCACCAGUCGCUGCUGAAACAUGCAUACAGGUACAUUUUAUUUGACUUCCGGAUAUGGAGCAAGAGUGUCUUUGAGAUAAGAAUUGGCCACUUACAGUACAUAUCCACCAUGAUCAAAGAUGACAAGAAGAGGUUCCGGCGAAACUUUGGAGUGCAGUUCCUAUUGGACACCAUACGGACCUACUACAGUCCCAGCACCACGGACCUUUCAGCAGAGGAUUCCCGCAUCAUUCGCAACUCCUUGCUGGGCCUAAUCCGCUUCUAUGUGUCCAAGCAGAUCAACCACAAAGAGCUGAGUGCAAUCAUCAACUUCGUCACGGCUGUCGAAGACGAGAUUCUCAUUGGAGAGGUCAUCGACAUGUUGAUCACUUUUCUUGAGAGCUCCAGCAAGGACCAGCUGUACCUCUUGCUGUUUGAGGAGGGGAAAGGUGAUCUGCUUUAUGCACUUUUGACUAAGAAAGACUACACUGACACUCUCAGGGUCCGCGUGUUCAAGAUGUUUUCAUUGAUGUUGAGAUCUAACAAGGUGUAUGAGAAGAGCAAGCACCGGAUGCGGCUGAUGGACGUCGGUUUCUCAGGACUGACUCUGCUGAUGGGGGAAAUGCCGGUUACAAUGCCCAUCGCCAAGAACAUGGUGGAGAUGAUCACAGAGGGUCACAUAAACUAUGCUGGAUUGCUGGCUGUUCUGCAGCUGCUGCACCGUGCAAGCUCCCUCAUCAAGCUGGAGGCUUGCACCCAACUCCUUCAUAUACUCUACACGGAAAAAGAGUCCAAGGUCAAGCUGGCCAAGGUGCCCGGCUGGCAGGACACGUUGGCCCGGCUGUUCGUCCGGGAUGCGGCUGCUGGACCGGACAUUGGCCUGGACUUGAACGGCCUGGCCCUGACGCCAUCGAGCAUCCCGACCACCCCGACCACUCCGCAGCGUGUCCUGCCGACGGACAACGCCGACAAUGGAAAGCUGCCGGGCUGUGUGGUGAUGGCGGCCACCAGCUUUGUGCUGCCAGACGCUGGCGACUCACAGGCCACGGAUGCCAGUGACCUCCUCGCCGAUGACAGCAGCGUGGCAGACAGUGAGGACAUCACAUCGUCGCAGUCUGUCCCCCGGCUAGUCGUCGAGACAGACACGCCAGACUCUCUGUCCUACUCGGAGAGUCUUUCCGUAGUCAGCAGUGAUGCCAACUUCGGGCAGUUUGUUGACACCAUGGCAACUGGUGAUGGUGGCCAAGAACAGGGUGCAGACAGCGAUAGCUCCUUUACGAUAGGAAGUUGGCCAGGCGGAGAUUAUGACAGCCAAACCUCGCCCCUCCAUGCGUCCAGGAGUAGUCUCAAUUCAGCCACUCCCACAGCCACCCUCCGCCCCUCCCACCUGAUUUUACCCACUGCCGGCGGUGCACCAGGCGGAGAGGAGGAGGAGGGUCCCGAGGGGUCUGGGGCUUGCGAGAGGACCCAGGAAACCCUGGCGGACACACUGACGGAGGUAGUGGUGCAGCUGAUGUGGCGAGGGGUGCCAGGCUCGGACGAGGAAGCCUGGGCGGCACGUGGCCAGAUAUUUGUGAGCCUGUCCAAGCUCGCAGAGAAGUAUGAGCUCCUGCGGCCGGCAAACCAGAUCAAGCGUCACCUGCUGGAGAAGCUCCUGGAGGUGUCAGCCAAUGACAUAAAGAAUGCAGGCUCCAGCGACCACCUGACGCAUGCUGAGAACGCCCUCUGGCUCAUGAAGCUGGUUCAGGACUUCCUGUUUGGUGAGGAUCAGGAGGACAGCCAUGCCUGGAGUGACAAGUUAGCGGAAGCCGUCAUCGACGUGAUUGAUGCCCUGUGUGUGUGGGAGGACACCACGGCGGCUGACGAGUGGGCGGAGAUGUCGCAGCUGGGCCUGCGCAUCAUGCUCGGCUUUGCCGCCCAUGACGACAUCGAGGUGUGUGCCACGGCGGCCGCCCGGCUCCACCACCUGCUGCAGACGCGGCCCAUCCCUUCCCCCAGCGAGGCCUGCUUCCUGCUGGGUUCGCUGGACUCAGCGCUCAUGAGGUCUCUUGAUGCUCGGGAGCGCGAGACCUACGCUUACCUUAUCCCGCUCACCCGUGCCAUGAUUGAGCUAUACCACAAGCAGCUGGGUAUGCCUAACUUCUUGCCCCAUCUCCCCACCACCGACACCAGCCCCACAUUCUUUGAGGACUUCCAAUCCUACUGCCGCUCUGAAGAGUGGAGAAGCUACAUUGAGAAACAGGUGAAACCUUUCAUGCAGGAGUACCUGACCCUCAAUUUCUCCAGCAUUUCGGCCAAGAUGGGCAAGCUGUGGAGGAAGUGUUUUGACCUGAUGAACACGGAUAUCCACCGACGGGAACGGGAGAGAGGAGAGAGCAAGCUCCGAUUCCAAGCUAAGAUUAGCGAACCAUUCAGCACCUUAUGCAAGACGGAGACAACAAGACAUGCCAGCAUUCUGAACAAGCUGCAGAACCAGCACCAGUCCACACUGCGACAGUGGAGGGCCAGCAAGCGCUUCUUGACAGGGGAGAGAGGGGCCUGGGCUGAAAGAACGGACGAGCACAUUUACUGGAAGCUGUCUGCUCAGGAAAACUUCUCCCGCAUGCAUCUGAAGCUCACUCAGAAUUUCAUGUUUGACCAGCACAUAGACGCCAGUCAAAUGAGAGAUAACACAGGACCAGUUGCGGAAGCCACUGACACGCUAUCCUUGGAAAUCGUGAAAGAGGCUAGAGUCAGCGACAUGGAGCUGCAAGAUGACAGGCUAGGGGAUGAAGAAUGGAAUAUUAUCUCAGAAAGCACUGAGACUGAACAGGGCGGAGCUGUCAAAGAGAAGACGGUGGUUUCAGAGGAGUGUAACCUCAUCACGCUAGUCGACGUCAUCCCAGGCAAGCUGGAGGUCACCACGACGCAUGUCUACUUCUAUGACAACAGUCCGGAUAAAGAAGAAAAUGCCGGUCAGGACUUCAAAUGGUCUCUGUCCCAUCUACGAGAGGUUCAUCUACGACGUUACAACCUCAGACGAAGCGCCAUCGAGAUCUUCUUCAUCAGCCAGACCAACUACUUCAUUAACUUCAAGGACAAAAAGACAAGAAACAAAGCCUACAGCCGCAUCUUGAGCCUGAAGCCACCCAACCUGUACUACACCGGCGCCAAGUCACCUGCAGACCUGCUGAAGUCUUCCACCCUGACCACCAAGUGGGUGAACCGGGAGAUCUCCAACUUUGACUACCUGAUGCAACUCAACACCAUCGCGGGCAGGACCUACAAUGACCUCAGCCAGUACCCUGUGUUUCCAUGGAUUUUGUGUGACUACACCUGCGAGACUCUGGACCUACAGGAUCCCAAGGUCUACAGGGAUCUCACCAAGCCCAUUGGUGUGGUCAACCCAAAGAACAUUGAGGAAGUCCAGAGCAAGUUCGAGAAUUUUGAAGACCCAACGGGGACCAUCGACAAAUUCCAUUACGGCACUCACUACUCCAACGCAGCCGGUGUCAUGCACUACCUGGUGCGCGUGGAGCCAUUCACAUCACUCCACAUACAGCUCCAGAGCGGAAAGUUUGACUGUGCCGAUCGGCAGUUCCACAGCAUUCCAUCUCUGUGGGACACACUAAUGGAAAACCCCAAUGACGUCAAGGAACUCAUCCCAGAGUUCUUCUACAUGCCAGAAUUCCUUGAGAACAGAAAUAAUUUUGACCUUGGCUACCUCCAGACUGGUGAACGUGUCAAUGAUGUCAUCCUGCCAAAUUGGGCUUCCUCACCAGAAGAUUUUAUCAACAAACACCGGCAAGCAUUGGAGAGCGAGCAUGUCUCAGCCAAUCUACAUCACUGGAUUGAUCUCAUCUUUGGUUACAAACAGAAGGGACCUGCAGCAAUAGAGGCUCUCAAUGUCUUCUAUUAUUGCACCUAUGAGGGAGCAGUGGACCUGGAUGCCAUCAAGGACCCCCUGGAGCGGGAGGCAGUGGAGGGGAUGAUCAACAACUUUGGCCAGACGCCUUGCCAGCUCCUGAAGGAGCCCCACCCCAAGCGGAUGAGCGUAGAGGAACUGAGCCGGAAAGCUUCCAAGAACCAGACCCAGCUCCUCAACGUCUUUGACCACCUGAGCGAGCUCAAGGCCUUCUUCGUUGAGGUCUCCACCUCCGACAGUGAUCCCUUGGUCUAUGUCCAUGUCCCUCGCAGCCAGCCCAAGUCCUUCAUCUACCAAGGGAUGCCUGAUGCCAUGGUGACUGUGACAGAGAAGGGGACACUAGGGUCGCAUGGAUGGCUGCCUUACGACAAGUCCAUCUCCAACUACUUCACAUUUGACAGAGACUCCUCACUCAUCAAUGCAAAAAUCAGGAAGACUGUAAGCGGGCCCUUUGCGCCUGGCCUGAAGGUUACCCCCUCCCUAUUCGUCACCACCCAUGACGCCAAGCUGCUGCUGACCGGCGGCCACUGGGACAACAGCCUGCGGGUCUUCAGUGUGGCCAAGGGCAAGCCCCUCGCCCAUGUGGUCCACCACACGGACAUUAUCACCUGCCUGGCGCUGGACAACUGCGGCAUGCAGCUGAUGACAGGCUCCCGGGACACCACCUGCAUGAUCUGGGAGAUUGCCUACCAGGGAGGGGUUGCCUGUGGUGUGGGCAGCCAGCCUGUGCAGACCCUCUGCGGUCAUGAUGACGAGGUGUGCUGCGUGGCCAUCAGCACAGAGCUGGACAUGGCGGUGUCAGCCUCAAAGGAUAGCACGGUCAUUAUUCACACCAUCAUGAAGGGUCACUAUGUCAGGACGUUACGCCCCCCUGCUUUGGACCCCCAGGCCCCACUCACCAUCCCGCUUCUUGCCUUGUCGGACGAGGGCCAAGUGGCAGCCGUCUGCAUGCCCCAGUAUGGCAAGAAAGCCAGCCAGGAGCUGUGCUCCCUCCACAUUUACUCCAUCAACGGCAAGCACCUGUGUGACACUACGCUAUCCAGCAAGAUCACUCACAUCAACAUCACUGGCGAGUUUCUUCUGACGGCUGACGAGAAGGGCACAGUUACUAUCAGGAGACUCUUUGGCCUGGACAUCUGCACCACCAUGCCGCUCUUCGUCCCCAUCCACUGUGUCAGUGUUGUGCCCACUAAGAGCCAGAUUCUAGUAGGUCUACGAGACGGGAAGCUCAUCAUCGUAGCUGUGGAUAGACCAGCAGAGGCUCGUAAACUCCUUGGGCGGUGAUCAGCAAGAAGUGCCAACAUUGCCAAAGUUUAUAACAAAGAUUCUCCUACUGUCCUCUGAGGGAUAAACCAACUGAAUGGUGUUCCGUUGAAAUGCAUCCACCCUGUUGAGGGCGCUGUUGUAGUCCAUUGUCUUCCAUUUACUUCAGACUAUCCUGUACUUUAUAGCAGGGAUUUUUCGAUUCAGUUUUUGUGAAAAAUUAAAUUUGGAGGCCAGAAGCCAAUCCAUAUAAACAAAAAUAUUGACAAAAUAUCUACAAAUAUUUGGAUAUUUGUGCACACGUAUGUAUGACUAUAAUUACCUUUUAUUCACGAUUUAAAAGUUAAGAAAAUAAAUUGAUACUUGUUCAGAUACAUGAUGUGAUCUUGCAGGAUGGAUGGAAAGUUUAGAUGCCCUUUGGAGUCUGUGCACAGAUCGUAGAUUUGCUGUUUUGCCUACUGAACACAGCCAUGGCACAGUAUGUAAUCGUGGAAGUUGUUUCUAUAAUAGAACAGAAAAUUAUGACUCAGUUAAGUAGUGACUAUGACUCCAUUGUGAACAUCUGCAAAAUUCAUUUCGUGGAAAGAGGGCCAGGUUUUGAUUUAAGAGAAAUUAUGCUGUAAAACUGUGAUAGUGACAAAACACACACUGAAAAUGAACAUGGCAGUGGUCCCCACACUGGUUUGAUAGAAAGUUGCUGAUUCGUUGCUGAAAAGUUAAUUAAGAAAGCAAAUUUCUGAUUGGUCAAGAUGAGUGACACUCCUUUACUACCAGUAUACUGCAGUAUCACAGGGUUUCAUUGUGUCAGUUGGUGUGCUGGGUUACUGAAAAAUCAGAUAAGAAAGUCAAGUUUCUCCCAUGUUUCUGUUCUAACUGUACAAUAGAAACAAGGUCAACAUAAUUAAGAGAAAACGUUGCCUGAAGUUGCAUGCUUUUGGAGAGCGACCCUUUUUAAGCGUAACAGAAAACGGCGGUGUCCGCAACUACACAUUGCCCUGGCACUUUGCCUGCACAACAAGAUUCAACAAACUGUAUGUUUGCACCAACCCAGAGGGACUGUUUGCACAUCAUUGGCUUUUUCAUUCACCAGAUGUCAAUUUAAGGGUUGUGCUCCCUGAAUCCACAUUAUUUGGCGGCCACUCUGAAAUGAGAAGGCACCUGGCUAUUUGGCGAUUAUAACAGGUGCCCAUCGGAUCACAAGGAUGAUAAUCAAUAAUUUUCCCAUUUUGCACCAAUCUUUCUUCUCACAUAGGUUGCCUUUUUAAAGAAAUUUGUAUGGGGAUCACCUCAGUUUAAGAUGGCCAACUCCUAAGGCCAGUAGCAGCAUUGCCACUAGCGCUGUGUUGCAUUUUGUACAACAAAAAAUGCACGAAGAAAAAGCUGAGAAGUAAAAAUGUCAUGAAAAAUAUAAUCAAGUUUCAUAUAAAAAAAAAAUAUCCUAAUUUGUUAUGAAUUUCUGGUGGCUGAAACUCAACAAUCUUCUUCCUUCCCUCAUUAGAAUUUUACCGUGAAAGUUAAUAUAUGGUAUGAUUUCAUGUAAUGUAGUUCACACAACUGUAAAGUGCUAAAAAAAGAAGAGACGUUAUAGCAAAUUUCUUGCGGUCAUCCAAGACUUUAGAGUUAGACUUGCCACAGUCUUUCCCACAUUCCAAGCGACCUAAUUAGUUGAGAGUAUAUUUAAAUUAUCUGUAAAAAAACUGUAUUUAAGAAUUGUAAGCUAUUACAGUCCAGAAAUAGAAACUAUCACACACCCCUUGACACCUCCCAAGCAUUAGCCAAAUGAGCCAAUAUUCAAAUGCAUGUAAAUACGCAUAGCUCAAGCAGUGAUAUAAUUUAGCACUUGGCUUGUUUUUAUGUUAAUAGUAGUACCAAUGAGAUGAAACAUUUACGUAGCAUAUUUUGAUUGAAGAGCUAAAUGCAGAGCAAAAUUGCAGACUAUUACCCCCCACACGGGGCAGGUUGAUCCUGACAGGAUGUUGAUACCCGUAGUCUGUGGACACCCUAAAAACAUGUUCAUAUUUACCAGGUGGUGGGUGUAUAGCCAGUUGUGCCACAGUCAUUAAUUGUCACAAUCUAUUUUUUCCCCAUAUGCCUGUUAUUCACCUGGCCAUAAAAUUAAUGGAGGGAUGGCGUAAUUAGGAAACUAUGUGCUAAGCGGGAUUGCAGAAGUAGUCACUGGAAGUUUACAUCAUGGUUUUUUGUAUUGUGAUCCCGUUUUUUUUCGCAGACUGAGAGAUUUUGAGACUUCACAGAGGCAUGAUAUUGUACAGUUGGCCAUCUAGGCAGGGUUGGAUAACAAAAGUUGACAGAGAUUGGUUUUUAAUUUUCUUUUUAAAGAUGAAAACCAUUGAGGUGCAAUGAUUGUAAAAAGAGUACGUUGAAAGAAUUAUGAGGGCGUUAAUAAGUGUGUGAUUACAGGUACAUUCCUGUCACUUCCCCUCGUCAAAAGACAGAACCGUAGCAUUCUUCGAAAGUUUUUUCCAGGGCUGAUUCACUGUAACAGAUGCAUUUGAAAAAUGCAAGAUGUCAGUUGUGAGGAGAGAAACAUUCCAGCAGUUUGGUUUAAAAUUGUCUCCUUGUGCUACUUGUAAGCAUUGAUUUAAUUUUUUUUGUAAUAACUCUCUUUUAAAUGCUCUCUAAUGCAGUGUUAGCCGGUAACACAAGUUAUUUCAAGAGCCUUUUAGUCAACCAAAAAAUACAUCAGAGGCCAUUUACGCUGGAUCAGAGUACAGGAAAUUCUGUGUGGAUAUGUUGGUCUCUAAUAUGCAGGUGGGCUGAUUCGUUUUCAGCAUGAGAAAUACCUUUGAAGCCUAGCAACAGAAUGUGGCAUACCUCUUGGUAGGGAUUCAAACUGUAGACAGCCUGCCCCUCAUGUUCAGGUAGCUUCAUGGACAGUAGCAUAUGCCUUUAUCAAAGCAUUCCUGCAGCAGCUGGAGGAAGCCCACUUGUGAGUGCUCGAAACCAUCUUGGAUAACGUUCUUCUCUAGAUGACCCUCUGUGUACUGUAAGAAAGUAACAUUUUUGUCCUAUCCAGCACCACGAUUUUAUACAGGAAUGUAAUAUUCAUUUGAAUGUGUGAAAUUUCUAUUUUUUAUUACUAUUGACUUCCUAAACGUAGAUUUUUUUAUCAAAGUGAUGUUGAUUAUGUGAAUGUAUAAGAUAUGAAAGAAAUGCAUGCUGUAUUUGUUGAAAGUUGUAGCUGCUCACAAUAUUCAAGGGAUGUUUUUUGGGUAGUGAAUUUAAGGAAACACAUAAAAAUGUUGCUUUGUCAACGUCCAUAUUGGCUAAAAAUAUGUAUUACUUUUACCAAUUUGCACUCGCUUUUUGUCAGUGUCUUUCUCAUCAUAAAUGUGAGUGGAUCCUGGUUUCGACUGGUCACCAUUUUCCCAAACAAUUUUGUGGCUGGCUUUAAAAGUACUUUUGCGUGUUUAAAAAAAGAGAGUUCUCACGGGUCAGAGUUCAUCAUGAAAACAUCAAUUAUUGAUUCGAACUGAGGCAUUAAAUUUGUUCAUUUGAAGUUGCAGAGUCCAAAAAUAAUUCAGAUGCAGUGAUCCAAUUUUAAAGGAUCUUGGGCAUAAACAUCUACAUGCACUCUAUCAGUUGAGAUGUCAAAUUUGUAUUCAGUGUUCGUCAUGCUUAAUACUAGUCCAUUUUCAAUCCAUUAAACCAAGAUCUUAAUAAAAGUUAUUCUAAUGAUCACACUAUAUUAUAUGAAGUUAUAUGCUCGUACAAAGGUCACUGCACUUGCAAUUACUCCUGAAAACCAAUUUCAGGAAAUUACAUGUAUUUAAUCUCGCAAGUAGUUUUUUUUUAAAGGAGCUACAGGGGAACUUUAACAGCUGUUGUCGGGGAUUAUUUUGUUUGGAGAUCAAUUUUUAAGGUAAUGGACUUUUUAGGACAAAUUUGAGGCCUUCUUACACUCUCCACAAUUUUGUGCUUGGGUCUGUCCACUCAGGAUAUUGAGUUGAUAGUUUGAAAAUUUUAAUCCUGGUUUUAUGAGUGUCAAAAUGCCUUCCUUUGAAACAAAAAUUGAAAAAAACACGCAAAACAACGUGGUGGGAGUGUACUUCAGAUCAGUGUCAGUGUUUCACUGUGUAAAUGGUUUCAUGUUGAUCCUUGUAGACCAGUUCCAGGGCAUCACUUCAGACCAUGUUUGCUCCCAUCAACAGGACUGGAAGUGUCAUGUAAGUGUAAAGACCCAUUUAUUAAACUUAAUUUUUUCUAAACUUUGUCUCUUACUCUUUAUGGAGAGAAAAUUUGAUCUUAAGUUGACAAAGUAAUCUUGUACCCCAAAUUCUUUACAUGUAUUAGGUUAAUUGCUUUUUGAAAUCUAUAGCAAACCAAAGUAAAAUUGAAUUUAUUCCAUAUUAUGUACACACAAAAUGCUUUAUUUGCAAUCACAGAAUAUGUAUUUGUCAUUAAAUUGUAAGGAACACGAAAA
Acanthaster planci (crown-of-thorns starfish) is the source of this 13055-nucleotide messenger RNA. Its product is annotated as neurobeachin-like protein 1. The record is from RefSeq and is a predicted model, not a curated record. Gene Ontology annotation, molecular function: protein kinase binding. Gene Ontology annotation, biological process: intracellular protein localization. Gene Ontology annotation, cellular component: cytosol; membrane. Lineage: Eukaryota; Metazoa; Echinodermata; Asteroidea; Valvatida; Acanthasteridae.